AAGUGGUUCGGGUGGAUAAAAUUAAGUUAUUCACUAUUACUUAUUCUUUAUUAUUUUCAUCUCAUUAUUAUUUUGGUGUAAGUAUAUUUUUUAUAUUUGCCAUUCCAAGUUUCUUCCAAGUAAGUAGUCAAACUCAUAGAACUUUCACAAACUGAUUGGUGAUUAUUGACUCCUACCAAGAACAACAGAUAAAGAUUUUAUGAAAUUCGGGAAAUCGUUUCAUUGCAUUUUUUAAGUUUUGAAGACAGUAGCAACUAUAGAGCACACACCAAAAUGGCUCACUACAAGGGUGCUGCCAGCGAAGCUGGUAGGGCUAUGCAUCUGAUGAAAAAACGAGAAAAGGCCCAGCAGGAAAUAGAGUUUAAAAAGAAGAAAAUUGAAGAGGAUUUAAAAAUAUCAAAUAUAGAAAAUAAAUUUGCAGCUCAUUAUGACGCAGUUGAACAACAGCUUAAAAGUUCCACCAUUGGUUUGGUAACAUUAGACGAAAUGAAAGCCAAACAAGAAAACAUAGUGAAAGAGCGAGAACGCAAACUAGCACAAAAACAACUAGAGAAAGAAAGAGAGCAACAAAGACAGCUUGAAGCAAAACAAGCUGAAAAGAAUAGACAGAAAAGACAGAUCCAAGCUUUAUCCUUUGAUUUGGAGGGAGAAGAGGAAGACGAAGAAGAGGAAGAAGAAGUAUCUUUAGCAAAAAAAAUUAAGAAAAACCCUGACGUUGACACUAGUUUCCUCCCAGAUAGAGAACGAGAGGAAGAAGAAAACCGUCUGAGAGAAGAGCUGAGACAGGAGUGGGCAGCAAAACAAUCAACACUAAAAGAGGAAGAAAUUGACAUUACUUUCAGCUAUUGGGAUGGUUCUGGACAUAGGAAGACAGUUCGGAUGAAGAAAGGCAACUCAGUUUACCAGUUCUUGCAGCGCUGUCUAGAACUACUUCGUAAGGAGUUCAGUGAACUCAAGACUGUGACUGCUGAUCAGCUGAUGUACGUCAAGGAAGAUCUUAUCCUCCCUCACCACUACACUUUCUAUGACUUUAUUGUCACUAAGGCAAGAGGGAAGAGCGGACCAUUGUUUACGUUUGACGUUCAUGACGACGUCAGGAUGGUAAGUGACGCAAGUGUGGAGAAAGAGGAAUCACAUGCUGGCAAGGUGUUGUUGCGAAGCUGGUACGAACGAAACAAACAUAUCUUCCCUGCUAGCCGCUGGGAACCUUAUGAUCCUACCAAAACUUACGAUAAAUACACUGUCAAAGAUAAGGGCUCUAAAAAAAUAAAUCAUUAAUACUCAA
Molecule: messenger RNA, 1285 nt
Organism: Macrosteles quadrilineatus (aster leafhopper)
Lineage: Eukaryota; Metazoa; Arthropoda; Insecta; Hemiptera; Cicadellidae
Product: protein FAM50 homolog
Exons: 7
Coding region: 274-1278 (334 amino acids)
Biological process (GO): chromatin organization
Cellular component (GO): nucleus
Source: RefSeq, a predicted model, not a curated record